UGUCGCACCGACCGACGCGGAGGAGAGAGCAGGCCCACUGCUGGCCGCCAGCGGGCAGGCAGAGGAGAAGAGGAGGGGAGGAAAAGUGUGUUUACACAGACGGCAAACUGCCUGGGGAAUCGUAGGGGAGAGGAAGUCAGCCGGCUCUGUGUCUGCCUGCUCCAACUUCCUGCUCAGAAAAAGAAAAAGCGCAGGAUCCUAUUUCAGUCCAGCACAACUGUGCAGACCAGAAGCAAGCAUGGAAAAACACGGAAUCACACAAGACUCACCGUAAAAGUUUCACGGAGGGAACCGAAGCGAGCCCGACAUCGAAGGUAUGGACAGUGCCAUCACCCUGUGGCAGUUCCUGCUGCAGCUGCUGCUCGACCAGAGCCACAAGCACCUGAUCUGUUGGACGUCCACGGACGGCGAGUUCAAGCUCCUGAAGUCGGAGGAAGUGGCCAAGCUGUGGGGGCUGCGCAAGAACAAGACCAACAUGAACUACGACAAGCUGAGCCGGGCGCUGCGCUACUAUUACGACAAGAAUAUCAUCAAAAAAGUGAUCGGCCAGAAGUUUGUCUACAAGUUUGUGUCCUUCCCUGAGAUCCUGAAGAUGGACCCCCAGGCGGUGGAGAUGGGCUUGGCCUCCGGGAGGUUUCCCCUCCACGAAGGAGAGGCCCACGAGCUGGAGGUGGAGGAGGAGGAAGAGGAGGAGAGCGAGGAGGAGGCCCAGAGGAGAACCCUGGCGGCGCUGGGGGCGCAGCAGUGCCGGAGCGACUACCUGCACUCGGGCCUCUACUCGUCCUUCAGCAUCAGCUCCCUGCAGAACCAGCCCGAGCUCCUGCGGGCGCUGCGCGAGCGUCAGGAGGAGCCGCGCUCCGUCAUCCGCUUCGGCACCAACGCCAACGAGAGGAGCUCCCCUUCGGUCAAGUCCGAGUCCUACGUCUCCCCGAGGCCCUCCAAACUCCCGUCCCAGUCCCCGUCCCCGUCCUCCCAGUACGCCCAGCCCAGCCGCAGCUGGAGCCCCGUCGACGUGGAGGAGGAGGAGGACGACGACGAGCCGGACUUGGACCAGAGCGCUCAGCCGCUCAACCUGUCCUCGGGGCACCGGGAGCGAGCCCUGCAGCCCGCCGACAAGAGGAGCAGCAGCAGCAGCACCGGCAGCAGCGGUAACCACGGAGACGGACUCCCACCAAAAAACAAAAAACCCAAAGCUCUGGAGAUCUCCACCCCGUCCCUGCUGCUGGCGGGCAGCGACAUCGGCUCCAUCGCCCUCAACAGCCCGGCGCUGCCGUCCGGCUCCCUCACGCCGGCCUUCUUCACGGCGCAGACUCCCUCGGGUUUGCUGCUGGCCCACAGUCCGCUGUUGUCAGGCAUCCACUUCUGGAGCAGCCUGAGCCCCGUGGCCCCGCUCAGCCCCGCCCGGCUGCAGGGCCACAACUCCCUCUUCCAGUUCCCCAGCCUGAUCAACGGACACAUGCCGGUGCCGCUGCCAACCCUGGAAGGAACACCCUCCUCCCUGCUCCUGUCGCCCGCCACCCACAAAUCCUGAUCCAGCGUCUGUGAAAAGCCUCCCACCAUCCUCCACCUGCAGCUCAAAGCCCACCCCCGACCCCCCCGACCCCGUCAGCAUCAUCAAUAUCAUCAGCAGCAGCACUCAUAACAAAUCCUGCUUCAGGAAAUAGACUGGGCCUGUUCUUGUUUUUGUAGCACUUGGGUUUCUCCUGGUGGAAAGCACGUGGUGGAAGCCAUAUACGCGCCGCCGCGUCUGAGAGACGUCUGUGACGAAAGCGCAGCACGUGCACCACGUGACACGUCCUCGACGGACAGAAGGCCAGCGAGCCAACCAGUCGCUCAAGUCUGUACAGUUUUGUUUUAAUCCUGUUUAAAAAAUGAAAAAAAAAGACAAAAAAAGAUAUAUUUUUACCUUUUGAAAAAAAAAAAAAAAAAAGUUAAUCACAAGGUGAAACAAGUGUUUCUCUCUUGUGGUGUAUGUAAUGUAUGCACUAUGCUUCUCUGAUACUACCGGCUGUGCCUUCUUGAUCUGUUUUGUUUUUAAUGUUGUUUUUUUAAAAACCUUUUGAUGAAGACGAGAUUUCAGAUCCGUGAAAACCUUUGUAACAAUUGUAAUUUGUUUUUUUUUUUUUAUACUGGACUUGGCAUACAGUAUGUGCUCUGAAUAUGUUUUGUAUUGUGAAGAAUGUUAUUUUCAAUAAACGAAGCAUCGAAUGCUGCAA
This is a messenger RNA of Cololabis saira (Pacific saury), 2216 nucleotides long. RefSeq names its product ETS domain-containing protein Elk-3-like. NCBI's taxonomy places the organism in Eukaryota, Metazoa, Chordata, Actinopteri, Beloniformes, Belonidae. Bases 317 to 1531 code for a protein of 404 amino acids. Gene Ontology annotation, molecular function: sequence-specific DNA binding; DNA-binding transcription factor activity, RNA polymerase II-specific. Gene Ontology annotation, cellular component: nucleus. The transcript is spliced from 5 exons. Gene Ontology annotation, biological process: cell differentiation; regulation of transcription by RNA polymerase II. The record is from RefSeq and is a predicted model, not a curated record.